Molecule: messenger RNA, 783 nt
Organism: Saccostrea echinata
Lineage: Eukaryota; Metazoa; Mollusca; Bivalvia; Ostreida; Ostreidae
Exons: 1
Coding region: 1-783 (260 amino acids)
Source: RefSeq, a predicted model, not a curated record
AUGUGCAAUAAAUUGGGAAUACGGAAACUACAGCAAUCGCAAGCAAAGCUUGUAUCAUAUAUUGGUCACAAAUUAAAAAUAUCUGGAAAAAUUCUGUGCUCAGUGCAGCACAAGAAUAAAUAUUACGCGCUGCAGUUUUACGUUGUACCGGGAAAAGUAGAUCCCAUAUUAGGAUUACCAUCGUGUAAGGAAAUGAACAUCCUGAAGCUUAUAGAGACAGUAAACGAAUUUAGGACUGCAGAAGAAAUUAUCCGAGAUUUCUCAGACGUAUUCGAUAGGAUAGGAUGUAUGAGGGGCAGGCAUCGUAUUCAUGUGGACAAAAAUGUCCCCCCGGUUGUCCAUGCACCGAGAAAAGUGUCAUACAAAAUGCGCGAUAGAUUAAAAGAGGAACUGGAAAGAAUGGAGUCCUUAAAUGUUAUAGAAAGGGUAAAUGAACCAUCAGAAUGGGUUAACUCACUGGUCAUAGUAGAAAAACCGAAUAGGGUAAGAAUCUGUCUGGAUCCCCGUGAUCUUAAUGAAGCAAUUAAAAGAGAACAUUAUCCAAUGAAAACCGUUGACGAUAUAACACAUCAGCUUGCAGGGGCUAAAGUAUUCAGUACUUUGGACGCAUCCUCUGGAUUUUGGGGUAUUGUACUUGACCAGGAAAGCUCAAAGCUAACGAUCUUUAAUACGCCGUUUAGGAGGUAUCGCUACAAACGAAUGCCGUUUGGAAUCUCAUCUGCCCCAGAGGUAUUCCAAAAAAGUUUCAAAUCUUUGAAAAAACUGAAGGAUGUGAUGUCAUAA